CCACCUCUACUGCAGCUCACCGCGUUCCUACCAACAGUCGUCGGUUGCAGAAUGGCUCAGAUCGCGCUGCCACGACAGCAAGCUGCUCAGACAUCACAGUCUGCUGCAGUCGGCUCACCGCUCUACCAGCGCCGUCAUCAGUCCAAUACUGGUCCCAUAGAACUAUUACCGAAUCCCGACUUCACCUUUCCUAUGCGAGCCGACCGAACCUCCUCUGAGCCUGCCACCUCGAACCCCCGCCCGACAACCAUGCAACAGACUUAUCCUGCUGCCCGUCGAGGCUCCACGCCUGGUGGAAUGAGAUUGAAGUCUGGCAACGCUUUACCCGAUUUCUCCUUCAACCCUGCUGCUGCCACGCAAUCGGCGCCGUUGGCAGCGAGUCCUCCACAAUCUCCCUUUUCCACGUCUACCCCAUCACCCUCGAGGCCAAUUGGUGGACAUCGACGGGGUGGUAGUGAAUUCAUUGGAGGAGAUGGCAGAGCAGGGGCUACAAACCUCCUCAGCACCAGCCCUACAAAGGUUGAAGGCACUCUGCCUCCUCCGAGCACCCUACGUCCUGGCCCGCCUGCUGGGCGUCGUGGCCAUGCUCACCGUCGGUCGGGUGCCGUCUCGUCUCACGACCUCACUACGAUCAUGAACCCACCAACUGGUCCUCAGGUUGGCAGCGCUCCUGUCACUCCUCUCGAAGGCCCCAAGUUUGUUUUCGGUCACUCCGUAAACAAAUCCAUGUCGCAACCGUCAUUGAGAGGAACAGCACUCCAGGAAGAUGUCGAAAGUAUGCCUAGGCCGCCAUCCAGGGCCCGUGUAGGUUUCUCUGACAAGGUGGAGUACAUUCGCCCCCUUUCCACCAUCUCCUCUGAAACGGAAACAUCACUGUCGACUAUUCGUGGCCACUCUGCGACAAACAGCUUGUCUUCUGUUCUUAGCGCUGGCAUAGCAAGCCCAGGUCGGGCUGUUCACCAGCCACUUAGUCCCUCCAGGGAACAGGACUCACGCCCAAGCACAGCUGGAGCCAUUCUGGAUCUGGGGAAAAGCGCUUAUCUGGACCCUGAACUGGCAAAUCGCAAGCGACCAUCUUCAGCAAUCUCGCUCACUCCUGUUGCGAGUCCGACGUCCGCUUCUACUCCAGCGAAACGCCGGGGUUUCUUUCGUCUGGAAUCUCGCCGCAGUGACAAUUCGGUCCCUACACUUUCCUCGAGCGCAUCUGACCCUGCACUUACGGUGCCCAUUGAUUCGCCACUUCCAUCGCCAUCAGGCAUCAGCAGUGAAUUCGCGCCCGAGUCUAGCAAGACUAAGAGUCGCAAGUCUGGUCGCACACCACGGAAAGUGAAAUCCUGGGCAAACUCAAUCAUUCCAAAGAAAUCCAAGCAUGGCAAAAAGAGCAAAGGGAGAGCCUCGAGCCCUCCCCUCGAAUCCCCUGUGGAUGUAGAAGAGACCGAUACAUCCGAGGACCUCGAUUUUGACGCCAUCUUUGAUGUGGACAACACCGUGACCAUUGUAUCGCCCACCGAAGAUUCUUUCCCAGAAUCAGAGCCUCAAGCUGAUUACGCAUCUUGGAGACCUCGCGAAUUAAAACGCGUGGACUCUGAUGUCAAGAGCCCAGUAAUUGACUUGGACGCGGCAUUGGGUCCAUUCAAUACUCCCCAGGGCCCGAGUGUGCGUUCCACACAUCGAGGUUUUGGUGCUCAUCGCAGAGCCAUGCAUAGCGCAGGAGGGAUACUCCAGAGCCACCGUCGCACUGAGAGCGCACCUGAGCUUGUUCCAUUUGAUUUGCGAAAUUCAGCUGGUCCGACAGCCUCGACAAUGGCGGAUGUAUUCGAGGAAGAGGAGGAGACAGAGGAGCAGGCAUCUAACAAUGCUGCAAAGGCCAGCCAAGAGGAGCAGGAAGAGGUUGAAGAGCCUAAGAUCCUGGUCGUGGAGGCUGACGAUCUUCAGGACGGUUCAAUGAUUUGGAACUUCAACGAUGGUCUGGGCAUCAAGCGAGAGGAAUCCCGAGUGUACGAAUCAGGCAAGGCCGACUCAUCCUCGGUCGAUGCAUCCGGUCCUGCUAACGAUAACCCGUCAUCUGCAAUUGAUGUCGUGGAAGUCGUGGAAGACUAUGAAGAGCCUCGUACAUCAUCGCUAACCCAGUCAUCUGACUCAACGAUUACUUCACCUGCAGCCACAGAGGAAACGAAAGAGCGACAGUCCAUGCUGAACCUUUCUAUACCUUUGCCUCAACAAACUCUCAUGACCCCUGACACUUUUACUUCCUCCUUCUCAUCCCCGGAUUACAGGUCAAGUCAAGCUUCGUUUGACACUCCUCGUCUGGGCACUGCAGCUUCAUCCAUGACAGAUUAUGCGGUCAUGCCAUCGCCACGUUUCGGCGACCAUAACUUGGAAGUUCGCAAUUCAGUGGACGAUGUUCCGUCAUUGACCUCAUCCCGGUCUACUAUGACGAGCGCGAUGCAGAAUUCAUUCCCUCUGACUAGCCCACACCGUCCUGGCGACCGAUCGGCAUCUCUAUGCUCUGCUCCAAGCGAUACCGACUCUCGUAGCCGAAAGCGCUCUAGCAUUGCGAGCCUCUCCAGACUUAUCAACAAUUCGUCCUUUGGAGAGAGGAGUAAGCUUUCGCAUGAGCUUCGACCGCAGUCUGAAUAUGGGGAACCAACCCAUAAAGACAGCAAGAAGAAGCAUAAGCGUUUGAGCAAAUUGAUGCAAUUCUGGAAACCCAAGGACUCAUCACGUACUUGA
Periconia digitata is the source of this 2733-nucleotide messenger RNA. The record is from the annotation of a GenBank genome assembly. Lineage: Eukaryota; Fungi; Ascomycota; Dothideomycetes; Pleosporales; Periconiaceae.